Molecule: messenger RNA, 968 nt
Organism: Pistacia vera
Lineage: Eukaryota; Viridiplantae; Streptophyta; Magnoliopsida; Sapindales; Anacardiaceae
Exons: 3
Coding region: 36-599 (187 amino acids)
Source: RefSeq, a predicted model, not a curated record
CCAUUAACAAAGUUCAAAGAAGAGGAUCGGGCUUGAUGGAUAAGCUCUCUAGUGUUCCCAUGCCGCCGCCGCCUCCUCCGCCUUCAAUUCCUUCUAAUGGUUCUUCUACUUCUAAGAGGAAUUCUGGAUUCAUUCCUAGCAGGAAUCUCGAAGAGCGAUCUGGUGCGGUAAAUGGAUUGCCUUCACGAAACUGUACAAGUGGUAAUACUUCGAGGGCGGUUUCUAGAUCUACAGCGACAGCAGGGAAAUGGUCUUCCCCUUCUCCGGAUAAAAUUGAUAAGAAGAUUACAUCUUCAGGGUCAAGAAAAGAUGAGAAGCUGAAUGGAUCAUCCACUCGACAUGAUCUCAACAAUCAUGUUGAUUCUGCACCAGUUCAGUCCGAACAAGAGGUUGGAGGAGUAGGAGCAGUGGUAGAAAAGGUGAAUGUUGAAGUGAUUGAAUGGCCAAAGAUUUUUGUUUCCUUGUCUAGGAAGGAGAAAGAAGAUGAUUUUCUAGCAAUGAAAGGCACAAAGCUACCUCAUAGACCAAAGAAAAGGGCCAAGAAUAUUGAUAGAGCUCUUCAGUAUGUUUUCCAGGGAUGUGGCUUCGGACUUGACUAAGAGUCGCUAUGAGGUUAGAGAAAAGAAGAAUGUUAAGAAGGUAAAGAUCUUUAAUCCGCCUUUAAUUGCCAUUCUCUUUUGGGUUAUGUGCGGAGAACUUCCCGUUCUCUGCAACAACAAUAUGCAUCCAGCCAAUCAUCAAGCACGCAAAGUCAUGUCUGCUGAUAUGGCAAUGUGAUUGGCUGGGCGGUCGCAUGUGGGGAAUGUUUUCUCCUUAUGUUAGUAGUAGUGGCACCACAACUACUUGACUUUAUGGCAAGAAAACACAUCUUGCUUGCUUGACUGAACAUUUCACCUUCUGGAUGGUCCUACUUCCACCUAAUGACUCUUUUCUUAAUAUUGUUUAUGAAAAUAUUAUUAUAUCUAUCA